Messenger RNA from Clupea harengus (Atlantic herring), 2118 nucleotides. Its product is annotated as E3 ubiquitin-protein ligase arih1. Gene Ontology annotation, biological process: protein ubiquitination. Gene Ontology annotation, molecular function: zinc ion binding; ubiquitin-protein transferase activity. NCBI's taxonomy places the organism in Eukaryota, Metazoa, Chordata, Actinopteri, Clupeiformes, Clupeidae. The record is from RefSeq and is a predicted model, not a curated record.
GUAACAACGUAAUACGUCUCUUUGUUGGCCCAGUGGCAGCGGCGCUUUUACCGUUGUGAAUGUGGAAUCUGUAGCUAGCUAACGUUACAGUGGAAAAUUUGGAACUGGGAUUUUUUUCGACCCUUUGUGUUAGAUUUGGUUGACAACAUUGGUUACUGGCUUUGCUAUCCUCUUUUCUUGACAUAAUACUAAUCUCUAAAGUAAUGGACUCGGACGAGGGUUACAAUUAUGAAUAUGACGACGAGGAAGAGGAAUGCAGCGAAGACAGCGGUGAAGACGAACCCGAAGAAGACACCCUAGAUCUCGGGGAGGUGGAAUUGGUUGAUCCUGUAGUGGCUGGUGGUGAGCGAGACGACUGUGGAGAAACCGGAGGCAGUGGCCUCGGGCCUGGACAGGAUGAGGAGGACUACCGUUUUGAGGUCUUGACCACUGAACAAAUUCUCCAGCAUAUGGUCGAGUGUAUCAAAGAGGUCAACGAGGUCAUCCAGAACCCUGCCACCAUCACCAGAAUGCUCCUCAGUCACUUCAACUGGGACAAAGAGAAGCUUAUGGAGAGGUACUUCGAUGGCAACCUGGAUAAACUCUUCUCUGAGUGCCAUGUUAUCAACCCCAGUAAGAAAUCCCGGACGCGGCCGAUGAGCACCAGGUCCUCUGCCCAGGACAUGCCCUGCCAGAUCUGUUUUCUCACCUACCCAAACUCGUACUUUACUGGACUAGAGUGUGGGCACAAGUUCUGUAUGCAGUGUUGGGGAGACUACCUGACCACCAAAAUCAUAGAAGAAGGGAUGGGACAGACCAUCUCUUGUCCUGCACACAGCUGUGAUAUUUUAGUAGAUGACAACACAGUCAUGCGACUUAUCACAGACUCAAAGGUGAAGUUGAAGUACCAGCAUUUAAUCACAAAUAGUUUUGUAGAGUGCAAUCGACUGUUAAAAUGGUGCCCAGCACCUGACUGCCACCAUGUGGUUAAAGUCCAGUACCCCGAUGCCAGACCUGUUCGCUGCUCGUGUGGCCGACAGUUCUGCUUCAACUGUGGAGAGAACUGGCAUGACCCAGUCAAGUGCAAGUGGUUGAGGAAAUGGAUCAAGAAGUGUGAUGAUGACAGCGAAACAUCCAACUGGAUCGCAGCAAACACAAAAGAAUGCCCAAAGUGUCACGUGACCAUAGAGAAGGACGGUGGCUGCAACCACAUGGUGUGCCGGAACCAAAACUGCAAGGCGGAGUUCUGCUGGGUGUGUCUCGGCCCCUGGGAGCCCCAUGGAUCUGCCUGGUACAACUGCAAUCGCUACAAUGAGGAUGACGCCAAGGCGGCCAGAGAUGCCCAGGAGUUGUGUAUGGUGCAGCGUUCUCGGGCGGCCCUCCAGCGGUACCUCUUCUACUGCAACCGCUACAUGAACCACAUGCAGAGCCUGCGCUUCGAGCACAAGCUCUACGCCCAGGUCAAGCAGAAGAUGGAGGAGAUGCAGCAGCACAACAUGUCCUGGAUCGAGGUGCAGUUCCUGAAGAAGGCCGUGGACGUGCUGUGCCAGUGCCGCUCCACGCUCAUGUUCACAUACGUCUUCGCUUUCUACCUCAAGAAGAACAACCAGUCCAUCAUCUUCGAGAACAAUCAGGCUGAUCUGGAGAAUGCUACAGAGACUUUGUCUGGAUACCUGGAGCGAGAUAUUUCCCAGGACUCGUUGCAGGACAUCAAACAGAAAGUUCAAGAUAAGUACAGAUACUGUGAGAGUCGACGGCGAGUACUGCUGCAGCACGUGCACGAGGGCUAUGAGAAGGACCUGUGGGAGUACAUAGAGGAUUGAGGGUGGCACAGCCUAUCGUGAAGAACUCUCCGGAACACCCAUUUCAAAGCGUGGCCUCCGCAGCAGCACUGUGGUCCCAGCGUCCCUUGCUGAUGGGCCUCUUCUUGGCAUCUCAAACUUACUACUUAUCUCUUAACCUUUUUUAUUUGAUUCAGUCAUUUUUACCCAAAUAAAUGAUAGAAUAAUCCAAACCAUCCCACAGCAGUAUUGUUUGCAGCAGAGUUUAUUGUUGAGAGGCGAACCUCCACAUAGUUUCUCCUCUCUGCACAUUUUUUUUCUGUGAGAUUGUUUUAGAUUUAUACUUUUUUUUUUCAAA